CUAUAAAGCGCCACCUCCAUCCUCCGCAUCCAGGUAGAUCCUGCAGCCUUCACAAAGCCUCCGUUGUCACUCGUCACUGUCAACUCUCUUGUCAGCCAUCAUGAGCAGAAACAGCAGCGCCAGCAUGUUCGGAGGAGCCGGGGGAAGGGGCGUCAGGGCGUCCGUGUCCAGCCUGGAGGGGCUGCGCAACGUCCUGCGCAACGAACCCGAGAAAGACUCGGCUCCGGCCACUCCGAUCGUGGCCGCUCCGGUCGCCCCCUCCUACGCUCCCUCCGUCUCCUCCCUCCCGCAGCAGGACAACAAGCAGUCGCUGCAGGGCCUGAACCAGCGGCUGGACACGUACCUGCGCAAGGUGAGGGAGCUGCAGGACGACAACGAGAAGCUGCAGAAGGAGAUCGAUGACAUCCUGGCCAAGAGGACAGCUCCCGAUGGACGAGACUGGGACAAAAUCCAGAAACCCCUGGACGCCCUCGACAAGGAGAUCAAAGAGCUCACGCUUGACAAUGCAAAGGUGCUGCUCCAGAUUGACAACAGCAAGCUGGCUCUUAAUGACUUCAAGAAUAAGUUGGACGACGAGACCAAGAUGAGGAAGGACAUCGAAAAGGAGCUGGAGAAUCUGAAAAAGGACAUCGAGGACACCAAGCAGCAACGAGAGCAGCUGCAGGGGGAGACUAAACUGGUCAAGGACGAGGUGGAUCGCAUUGAGAAGUGCCAUAAGGAGGAAGUGAAGUUGCUCCGUGAAAAGAUAAGAAAUUCAGAGGUGAAGGUGGAGAUGGAGUCCCAGAACUCCAACCUGGCCGACAUCGUCAAGGACAUGAGGCACCAUUACGAGAAGGUGGCUGAGAAGAACCUGAAGGAGACAGAGGACUGGUACAAAUCCAAGUUUGACACCAUCCAGGUGAAGACGGCCCAGAACAACGAGGCUUUGGAGUCCGGAAAGGACGAGCUCAAGAAGCUGCUGAAGCAGAAGAAAACCCUGGAGUUGCAGAUCCAGACUAGCUACACCACGAUCUACGCCCUGGAGGACAAUCUGAUGAAAGCCCAGGAUGAGAACAACCGUCGACUGGUCCCUCUCAACAGCACCAUAAUUAACCUGGAGGCCGAGCUGAAGGAGGUGAGGGCUCAGGUGGAGCAGAAGAUCGAGAGCUACAAAGCGCUGCUGUCCCUCAAAAUGAAGCUGGAGAAGGAAAUUCAGCAGUACCAGACCCUGAUAGAAGGCAUGGACCGUGAGCUGGAGGGUACGGAGCUUAAUAUAGAGGAUGCAGUGAAAACGGAGAAACGAAGGCCUGAAAAGCAAGAGACCCUGGUGGAGGAGACCCUGGUGGCUAACGAGAGCGCCGUCGUUAACCAAUCCUUCACAAACGAAACUUCUACUCUGACCACUACAGAGGUGAUUGUGGACGCUGGCGAAACCACCAAGAAAACCAAGAAAACCAAGAAAUCCAGCAGCCACAAAAAAUCCUCCAAAAAGAAGCAAAAGAAGUCUAAGAAAUCCUCCUCUUCCUCCUCCUCCUCCUCCUCAUCCUCCUCAUCUUCUUCUUCUUCCUCCUCCUCUUCUUCCUCCUCCUCCUCCUCAUCCUCUUCAUCCUCCUCUGAAUCUGAGAACGAAAAGGAAGAAGAGAAAGCUGAGUUUGUUGUAGAAGGUGGAGAAGAUUAAAAGCUGCACUCCGACCUGUUCUUUUCUGUCUCUCUCAGUAAAUGAAAACUAUCGGUGCUUUUCUGUAUAAUCAGUAUGGGGGUCCUUCCAAUGUGUUUGCUGUGAUAAUGAAGACAAAAAAUAUCAAUAAAAUAAAGAUCGCUUCAAAACGGAAAA
Messenger RNA from Fundulus heteroclitus (mummichog), 1813 nucleotides. Its product is annotated as keratin, type I cytoskeletal 18. The transcript is spliced from 8 exons. The record is from RefSeq and is a predicted model, not a curated record. NCBI's taxonomy places the organism in Eukaryota, Metazoa, Chordata, Actinopteri, Cyprinodontiformes, Fundulidae. Gene Ontology annotation, molecular function: structural molecule activity. Bases 101 to 1657 code for a protein of 518 amino acids.